AUGGAGAACGCUUCAGAAAUGGAGCUAGACCACAAACCGACCUGUGAAACUGUUCCAGGACUACCUCAAAAGAAACAUUAUCGGUAAGAAGUCCAGUAAGCAAAAGCUAAACCAGAAAUUUUUUUUUCAGGCAGCGUGCUCACUCAAAUCCUCACUCUGACCAUGACAUCGAAUAUCCCAUUUCUCCUAAUCAGUGGGUUUCGUCCUUCUAAACACAAGGAUACAAAACUUUGAUUCUCAGCAUGGAUUGGACGAAACAGUACGGAGAGUUUGCAAAUGGCCGCACUGUUGAGUUCGCCGACGUUGGAUGUGGAUACGGAGGCCUUCUGAUGAGGUUGUCUCCUAAGUUUCCAGACACUUUGAUGAUCGGAAUGGAGAUUCGAGUCAAAGUUUCUGAUUACGUGAAUGAGAAGAUCAAUGCUCUGCAAAAGCACCACGAAGCAGACGGUCACUACCGAAACAUUGCCGUUCUCCGCUCAAAUGCCAUGAAAUAUAUGCCAAACUACUUCCACAAAGGGCAGCUCUCCAAGAUGUUCUUCCUGUUCCCAGAUCCACACUUCAAGAAUAAAAAGCACAAAUGGAGGAUUAUCACGCCGACUCUUCUUGCCGAAUAUGCAUAUGUUCUUCGUGAAGGAGGUAAUAUUAUAUGGCUCAAUGAUUGAUUGCAUUUCUAAUCAUGCAAUGUUACCAGUGAUCACUAGUAGUGCGGAAUGGGACUGUUCAUCUGAUAAGGGAGGCGGGUAUAAACGACGAAAAAUGUGUGUGCGUCCCCGUUUCUCGCUAUCAAACACUCUUCGUCGCCGACCGCGUGGUCAUAGUUUUUGCCACAUUUCAUCACCGAAAUCGCUAACUUCCCAUAGAUCUUUGCAAUUUUUCAACCUCUGAACGCCCGACGGCCGUCCGAUUUUAUUCCAUUGAACACGUAGGCUUCAAUCUUCUUUAGAAUAGGCGCCAGUUUCGGGAAACAGUUGGCAUUCCAUCGCACGUGGGUCAAAAAGAAAGGAGCUGGAGUGAUCGAUUAAAAAACCAGUUCUCUCUCUCUUUCUCCCGUUCUUUUUCUUUUCCACCUCUAUUUGUGCCGUCCAAGUGUGCGCACAAGUUGCCAGGAAUUGUCAUCAUUUGUUUGUCCAGAGGGAACCCACCCAUUUUCAGUUAGAUCCUUUCCAGGCCUCAUUUACACGAUCACCGAUGUGAAAGAUCUUCAUGAUUGGAUGGUAAAGCAUCUGAGCGAGCAUCCGCUUUACGAGCGACUGACUGAUGAUGAAAUGAAGGCAGAUCCGGUCGUGGAAUUGCUGUACGAAAGCACGGAAGAAGGACAAAAAGUGACUCGAAACGCGGGAGAAAAGUGGCCCGCUGUCUUUAGAAGACUCCCUAACCCGCCUUUGUAAUCCUUUUGCGGCUUACUUCCUCUUCGUUACAUUCAUCAAUUUUUCAUGAGACUCUUUCUCUCUUUCCGUAAUUUAUCUCCAUAGCCCUGUUGAUUUUCCAACCCGAUUGUUUGUUAAAUGAAUUUUUACCUUUUUAUUCGCCUUCUGCCGUUUUUUAGAGUUUUCGAGCUCAAUAUCUUUUUCAAAAUUCGACGCUUGUAUCUUUCCUCUUUUCAGGAUAUUUUCAGUACUGGGCAAAAAUGGGAGGCGGCGGUGAAGAUGAGUACGAAUCGCUUCCCACGCACAGCAUUCCCGUAAGUGACGAUUCAAUCUACUUCAAUCCUCGAGUUACCACCUCGUUAGCUUCAGGUACAUCUGGCUGCAGGAGCUCUUGCCGGUGCCGUCGAGCAUUGUGUCAUGUUUCCAUUCGAUUCGGUAAAAACGCGGAUGCAGUCUCUGUGUCCUUGUCCCGAAACGAAGUGUCCCACUCCGGUGCACUCGUUGAUGAGCAUGGUCAAAAGAGAAGGAUGGCUCCGACCCUUGCGAGGAGUGAAUGCAGUCGCUGCGGGAUCGAUGCCGGCUCACGCUCUUUACUUCACAGUUUAUGAGAAAAUGAAAGGAUUUCUGACUGGGAAUAUGGCCGGACAUGAGCACACUUUGGCUUAUGGAGCAUCCGGAAUCGUGGCCACACUCGUCCACGAUGCCAUCAUGAAUCCUGCCGAAGUGGUGAAGCAGCGUAUGCAGAUGGCCUUCUCUCCCUACGGAUCUUCCCUUGAAUGUGUUCGAUGCGUCUACAAUCGUGAAGGAAUUGCAGCUUUCUACAGAUCAUACACGACUCAGUUGGCGAUGAAUAUCCCGUUCCAGACAAUCCAUUUUAUGACAUACGAGUUCUGGCAGCAAGUUCUCAAUCCGGAGCACAAGUACGAUCCGAAGUCGCAUCUGAUCGCCGGAGGUCUUGCUGGAGGUCUCGCCGCCGCUCUGACGACGCCAAUGGACUGCGUGAAGACUGUUCUGAAUACCCAACAGGCGGCCGAAGCGGAUCCAUCGAGCAGGCGGAUCUUCUUGCAGGUGAGACUUCGAAGCGGUCCUUAGCUUCUCUAAUCUGAAAGGAUGAGUUGCAGGCAAGGUAUCGUUACCGCGGAAUUUCGGAUGCGGUGCGGACGAUCUAUUCUCAGCGCGGACUUGCUGGGUUCUCGUGUGGAUUGCAGGCUAGGAUCAUAUUCCAGGUAUGUCAACAGAGAAACCGGAAGAGAGCAAUCAUUUAUUCGUUUAGGUGCCAGCUACUGCGCUCUCCUGGUCCGUCUACGAGCUUUUCAAAUUCAUGCUGUCUUUCGAAGGAGGUCAUUCGAGCUGA
Caenorhabditis sp. 36 PRJEB53466 is the source of this 2721-nucleotide messenger RNA. The record is from the annotation of a GenBank genome assembly. Lineage: Eukaryota; Metazoa; Nematoda; Chromadorea; Rhabditida; Rhabditidae.